Messenger RNA from Kogia breviceps (pygmy sperm whale), 1602 nucleotides. The record is from RefSeq and is a predicted model, not a curated record. Lineage: Eukaryota; Metazoa; Chordata; Mammalia; Artiodactyla; Physeteridae.
CGUGCCUGCGUGCGUACGUGUGUACGUGCAUGCGUUCACCCUGGAAAUCAGGGGCGUCAGCGCUUGUGGGCGCGGCCACGUGUCACCGGUCCCGGUUCCCCGAGGCGGACGACCGUCCUCCCCGGUGGCCGCAGCCGGGCCGUCCGAGCGCUCCCGCGACUCGCCCCGCCCGCAAGGAGCCAGGACCCACCGCGCCCGCGGACGGUACUUCGGGGCGGGAGUUUCCCGGGCUCUGCGCUGGGGAGCGCGCGCGGGGCGGCCGAGGCCGCACCUUCCUGUCCCCUCCGCCGCCACCGUCCCCGCCCGCCAUCCUUCCACGUGUGUGUCCCGCGAUGCGCUGGUCCACACGCACCAGCCGCCCGCAGUCCUGCCGCCCCCCCCCGCCUCCCGCGGGCACCCCGCCACCCCUACCCCCGCCUCCCUGCCCUGCGGGGCUCAGCUGCUUGUCCGCGGCUCCCCUCCCGGUGGGGCCCUCCCAGGAGUCCAUUGAGGGGCACGGACUGUGGGGCUCUCCAUAUCCUUCCCACGUGGCCGUGUGAGGAGAAGUGUCGUUUUUUCCUGUUGGAUGCGGGAGCUGCUGGGCUGUAAGAUCCCCGUCACUCCUGUGGGAUGGGCUUCUGUGCUGCAGGCUGAGGCAUUCGUGGGGUCCCGGACCCGGCCGGGCGGGGGCAGGGCCAUUGCUUUGAUGAGCAGAACCAACCCCGAGGGAGCCGGAACGUGUGUUUCUCAUCGGUUGGGCCCUCCUGGGUCCUGGUAGUCUCCGGUCCCCGCCGAGGAGAAGACCGUUGUGGUUCCUUGGCCAGCAUUGCUGUCUUGUGGCUGAUGACUUUUCUCCUUGUCCCUCUGGUUCUCGUGCAGGUGAAGACGCCCAGACAAGUGGAAGAGUGUUUUCUCCUCUGGCCGCCAAGCAGGCACUCUCUGCGUGGAGAGCCGCGUGAGGCCCCGGGAGCUGCGGGAGAUGAAGUUCGGCUGCCUGUCCUUCCGGCAGCCUCAUGCGGGUUUCGUCUUGAACGGGGUGAAGACCCUGGAGACGCGGUGGCGGCCCGUGCUGAGCGGCCAGCGGCACCGCACCCUGGCCGUGCACAUCGCGCACAGGGACUGGGAGGACGCGGCCUGGAGGGAGCUGCUGGCCGAGAGACUGGGGCUGAGCCCCGAGCAGAUCCAGGCCUUGCUGCGGGACGGGGAGAAGUUCGGCCGCGGAGUGAUAGCCGGGCUGGUCGACAUUGGGGACACUUUCCCGUGCCCAGAAAACCUAGGCCCCAGCGAGGUUGCGGAGCUGGAAAAUCGAGCCCUGCUGCCCAACCUGCGGCACAAGUACCUGACUGCGCUCGCCAACCCCCGCUGGCUGCUGCAGCCCGUCCCCGGGAGAGGCGGGAAGGACGUCUUCCAGGUGGACAUCCCCGAGCACCUGAUCCCCUUUGGGCAGGACGCCUGACCAGACUGGGCUCUCGGGGGGACGGCGACCGAGAGGCCAGCUCAGCGUGCCGCCGCCCGCUCGCCUUCACGCCCUGCACGUGCACGUCUGGCUCGGUCUCCGUCGGCCCUGCCCCGGGGAGCGCUGCCCGCUCCGUGCUGUUCGCAGAAGCAGGCGUGCCCGCCUGG